AUGGCAUCACUCCAACAAUACAUAAUUGACGUUAAAUCUGCAAUUUCUAACGAAGAUUCCAUCAAGUUGAAGGACUUGAUUUCAAUACGGCCUCAAGGUGAAGAGGGUAUUAAGCGGUCACAAUUCGAUAUACCGUCCUCAGCUGAUGUAUCUGUGCUUCCCGAAAGAUUUCAGUCGGUGGUCACUUCAUACAUUCAACUUUUAAAACUGGUCUACAUUCAAUCAGAUAUCAAGGCUGCUUUCAAAGACCUCAAUACUUUAACAACUAACCUUAUUCGAGCCGCCGAGUCCCAAACUAACUGGAUAAACCUUCCGUUGAUCAACGCCUGCAAAGAGCUCAUUUCCGUAUACCAAGUACAACAGAAAAACUUUCCUGAUGAGGAACCAGUUAAUGACAUUGUCGUCGAUGCCGCUGCCACAGAAACCGGAAAAGCAUCACCAACUCUCGAAUUGUUGGUUACUACCAUCAACAAAGCGUUCAAGCUCUCGUUGACAGACAAAACCCUCGAACUUGAGCAUCAAAAGCGUCGAGAUAUCUACUUUUUCUUGGGUUGUUUGCUUCAAUUAUACUUCAAAAUGGGCAAAUUGGAGCUUGCAAAGUCGGUUCAGAAGGCAAUAAAAGGCACACGGCUUCUGCUUCCUAAUUUUUCUACUAAGAAACGUAAGAAAGGGCUCGCAAGUCCCAUUUCAACGAGAUGGUACGAAGUGUCAUACUUGUACUACAGUGCAUUGUUGUAUCUUGACGAUAUGGAUUUUGUUCAGGCCGAAGAAAGAUUAUCGACUGCUUUUGCGUUAAUAUCAUACUACUCCGACAAGGAAGCUGCUUCAAAGCAUACGGAAAGAAUCUUAUUGAUCCUUAUACCUUUAAAACUUCACAAUAGUCGCUUGACUCCCUCACAAGAAUUAUGGGACCAAUUUCCCACACUUCGCGAGAUAUACCGUGACAAUCUUUUCAAGGCCGUGUACAAUGGUAAUCUCCAACAGUUUGACGAAUGCUGUAAUCGGUAUAGAAUGUUGUUUUUAAAGAAGUACUUGUUCUUACUCAUUGAGCAAUUGCGGCCCCUCUGCUACUUGAAGUUGACCCGCAAAGUUUGCCUCAUCUACAAGGAACUCAACAAAGAUCCCAAAACCGAUCAUAUAGUACCGCUCUCUGCAAUCCAAGUUGCUUUUGAAAUGUCCGGGUUUUAUGGUGAAACCAUCGAUUUCAGCGAGCGGUCAUUCUACUACACUUUAGAUGCUCUUGAAUGCAUUUUGGCCAACCUUAUAGUGACAGGACGCAUCAAAGGCUACAUUUCUCACUCCAACAAGUGCAUUGUGUUGUCCAGAGCGACUCCAUUCCCACCCCAAGUGAUCAAGCCUUAA
Meyerozyma guilliermondii ATCC 6260 is the source of this 1362-nucleotide messenger RNA. RefSeq lists its product as uncharacterized. Gene Ontology annotation, cellular component: transcription export complex 2. The record is from RefSeq and is a predicted model, not a curated record. Gene Ontology annotation, biological process: transcription elongation by RNA polymerase II; post-transcriptional tethering of RNA polymerase II gene DNA at nuclear periphery; poly(A)+ mRNA export from nucleus. The transcript has a single exon. Gene Ontology annotation, molecular function: RNA binding; double-stranded DNA binding. NCBI's taxonomy places the organism in Eukaryota, Fungi, Ascomycota, Pichiomycetes, Serinales, Debaryomycetaceae. The coding region runs from base 1 to 1362 and encodes 453 amino acids.